CAAAUUUUUAAGUAGACAGAGUUUUCUUGCUUUUUCGGCCUAGCUAUAUGCCAAGAGAUCAUUCCAUCAGACAACACUUUGAAGCAUCAAGUAUUUGAGGAACGGAUUCGAAUGUGUCGUAACAGUGACACGAAUUAUAAAGGCACAUAAUGCCAACCUCUGAUAUACAUAAUAAAUAUCGAGAAGUUAAAGAAAACUUUGAAAAUUACUUUAAUACAUUCGUCAGUCUGUUACAUCAUGACCAUCCUAAAAGUCUUCAAUUGGCAGAACAACAUUUCCAAAAUGUAACUUCGUAUAAUUUAUCUAGUGGCAAACGAAUUCGAGGAGUGUUAGUUGUCCUUUCGUAUAUGGUGUUCAGCAAUAAAAAUGAAAACUCUAGGAAAAACUUGUCGUGUGCAUAUCUUAUUGGUUGGUGUGUCGAAUUGUUACACGCAGGAUUCCUUGUUUUGGAUGAUAUAAUUGACAAUUCUACACUUAGACGGGGCCAACCGUGUUGGCAUUGUACUCAGAUAGAUUUAAACCGUGGGUUAAUUGGAGUUAAUGAUGGUUUACAUCUGAUUUUAUCAUCGAAAUACUUGAUCCACUCUUUAUUUGCUGAGAAUCAAAGUAAUGUUGAUUCAUAUUCAUGGAAGGACAAAAAUAACGUAUAUCUCAAAUUAUGCAAAUUGUUUGAUGAAAUUAGUUACAAAACGUGUUCUGGCCAAUGCUUGGAUGUACUAUCAGCAAAUCCUAAUAAUCAAUGUAUUUUGAACGGAAAACAGAAUAAUUUGGAGUUUGAUAGUUUUGCUCGAAACUACUCACCAGAUGUCUUUGAAGCUAUAACACACUGGAAGACGGGUUUUUAUACUUUUUAUCUACCUGUAGCGUGUGGAAUGAUUUUGGCUGAAGUUGAUGAUACAGAUGAUAUUUUCAAAAAUGUUCAAUACAUCCUCCUUAAAUUGGGUAACUACUUUCAAGCCCAGGAUGACUAUUUAGAUUGUUUUGGUGACAGUGAAAUUACUGGAAAAGUUGGGACUGAUAUAGCAGAAGGCAAAUGUACAUGGCUAAUUGUUGAAGCGUUAAAAUACCUUUCACCUGAACAAUAUAAAAUACUUAAAUCUUUCAUGAUGUUAAUGCCUGUACAUAAACAAAAAACAACUACCCAUCACUAAUUUUUGAAUGAAAAUGAUAAGAAUCUAUUCAUCACUCCGUUCAUCUUGGUAUUCGUAUACUUUUAUACUGGUACGAAUAUUGGAAAAGUUGUAAAUGUUGGAACCAGUUUUCCAAUCAUUACUUAUAUUUUUAUUGUUGCAUUUGUAUAUUCCCCUUAUUGUGAGCUCCCAGUAGACCUAGUAACCAUUGUUUUGAAUCCUCCCGUUUCUCAAUUAUUAUCAAUUAAUUAUGCAUUAUUAACCUUGCUCUCUGCCAUUUACGCCAUGAUUGUGUUUAAAAUAUAAUCUCUUAUUUUUUGUGCUGUAUGGUCAGGCAUUUCAAGUAUAUUAUUGAGUUUUGAGUGAUAAUUGAAUUGGGCACAAUAGAUAAUAAAUCUACUUCCUAUACGCGUCUCCUAAUUUGCUACUUGGUUAGAUGGAGCUCGACGGUCAAUAAGCAUUGAGGUCUUGGGUGUUGUUCAUUAGUCAGUGUGUCUUGGUAAUUAUUAAGUCACCGGUCCUAUUGGGAAUAUGGGUGAACUAAUCUGUAAUCGGAAUUUUAAUUGGGCAGUAUAACACAUAUUAUCGAUUUGCGUAUCGAUUCAUAAUAUAUGCCACCAGUUAUUCAGUUGUCAAGAUUUAGUCAAAUGCUUGGGUUUUGACGUAUACAAGUAGUAUUGUCAAAUAAUAGAUGAAAUGUUGGUGUUGUGUUGUGUUGUGUGAUGCGGUAGAUAAGUGUACGUUUAUCAUUGCUUAGACCAUUAUUUUUAUUUUAUUUUUUUAUUAAAUUUACAUGGCAGAACUGAAUUUAUUUUGUUUUACUGACUGUCAAAAUUGUGUAUUUAAUCAUCUUAUAUACAUGUUUCUAACUGUAGACAAAUUAUGGUAAACCGGAUCUUAAGUCGCAACAGACUGUUCGCAAUCUCUAUGGUGCGAUCAAAUUACCAGAGAAGUAUUAUUUGUACGAAGAACAAACUAAAUCAGAGAUUAUGAAUAACAUUCAGAAGUUUAUGUACCUUGAUCACUUUUCUUUUGAUCCUAGGGAUUUGUUUACAUUUCUUGUAGAAUUACUUUUUCAACGUGUUUGUUAAAGUGCCAUGAAAAUAUUUCAUAUUUUAUUCCCCAUACUGUUUCGUCAAUUUUCUUUACUUACGUCUUUUCUAUCUCAGUUCUCUUCUUCCAUUUCUUCUUAGUUCUACAAUUCCGUCUUUACUUUUAUCGUUAUGACAAUUUUAUUUAAAGAAUUCCCCUUCUUACAUAAUUAUGGUGCAUUUAAGUCUUCGUCAACAUAAUUUUGUCUAAAAUAUUUGUUUGUUUUCUUAAAAUACUGACUUUAACAGCUUAGUAUUAUAUAUAUUUAUAUUUCCGAAUUUAUUUAUGUAUUUGAACACGUAAAUAUUGCUACAAAAGGAUACUGAAUACAUAUGCGCCACACAA
Messenger RNA from Schistosoma mattheei, 2567 nucleotides. Lineage: Eukaryota; Metazoa; Platyhelminthes; Trematoda; Strigeidida; Schistosomatidae. The record is from the annotation of a GenBank genome assembly.